ACAGCUGUGUUAUGGCCGUAUAAAUAUGAAUCGCAUCGCCGUCAACAAUCACAAUUGGCCAUGGCAUUAGAAAAAGUUUGGUUGUUCGGCUCAGGGCUACGUCUAGACGCCGUUCAGGGUUUGCUAAUCGUCUGCUUGGCGCUGGCCUUGGGCCAGCAGGAGGUGGCAGGUGCCUACAGCCAGCAAGAGCUGCUCACCUGGCUGCAGCAGAGCAACUUUGGCUACCAGGUGCUGCAGCAGGCGAACAGCUCCAGCGACGAGCUGCUCUGCGUCACAGAGGUGGCCCUACUGUUGCAGGCGGCCGAGCGACAUGCUCUGCCCGCGGUGCAAGUGCUCGAUGCGUGGGGCAAGUUUCCGCACGGCCUGCUCUACGGCCAUUUCAGUGAUCUCGGCAACUACGAGUCCUGCCUGAGCCAGAGCCUCAGCCAGAGCCUGGGCAACUCGGCUGCGGCUUUAGCUCCGAGCAAAUACUGCUUGGCCCACAUCGCCUUCGAGUCACUCUUAGCCACUGACGAGGAUCCGGUUAGCAUUAGCAUUGGCACCUGCAUUCCGGCUGCCUGCAGUGCCGAUCAGCUCAAUCGCUGGCUCAACAACUAUCUGCAGCGCAUCUUCGAGGAUGCAGCGGCUCCACAGCUGCAGCUGGUGCAGGAGUCCAAUUGCGCCCUGGCCGCCAGAGAGCCAAUGGCGUCACUUGAUUGGUUCGCAAUUGUGCUGCUCAUCACUUUGGCCCUGCUCGUCGUUCUGUGCACGCUGUUGGACUACUUCAAAG
Drosophila navojoa is the source of this 769-nucleotide messenger RNA. RefSeq names its product nose resistant to fluoxetine protein 6. Lineage: Eukaryota; Metazoa; Arthropoda; Insecta; Diptera; Drosophilidae. Gene Ontology annotation, molecular function: acyltransferase activity, transferring groups other than amino-acyl groups. The record is from RefSeq and is a predicted model, not a curated record.